Closterium sp. NIES-65 is the source of this 1569-nucleotide messenger RNA. Lineage: Eukaryota; Viridiplantae; Streptophyta; Zygnematophyceae; Desmidiales; Closteriaceae. The record is from the annotation of a GenBank genome assembly.
AUGGCUACCCCCAGUGUCCUCGCUUUUGACGCUGAGGGUCGAGCCAUUGACUUUGAGGUCUGGGUCGACGACCUGCAGUUGUUUUUACUGUGCGAUAGGGCGGACGGUCUUUCUCUCUUUGACCUCACCUCUGGCGCCUCUCCUGCUCCUGCUGCUAAUGCUGACCCCACUGUUCGCUCUCAGUGGGCCACCCGCGAUGCUGCUGCACGUCUUGCUGUGCGUCGCCACUUGCCCACCACUGAGCACGCGCACUUUAGUCAGUACAAGAGUGCUCAGACCUUGUACGACGCUGUCGUUGCGCGCUACUCUUCCCCUGCCACUGCUGCACUGAGCCGCCUCAUGCUCCCGUUCCUCUUUCCUGAUCUCACUUCCUUUCCGACUGUCGCUGACCUCAUUACGCACCUCCGCACUAGUGACACUCGCUACCGCGCUGCCCUUCCUGCUGAGUUCUGCGCCAAGAACCCCCCCCCCAUGUACAUCGCUCUCUAUUACAUAGUCACACGCCUCCCUGACUCCCUUCGCAAGGCCCUCCUAGCGGCGGAGAAGAGUAUAGUCGCUGUAGGAGCCUCUCGUGGUGACCCGCGCACCCCCAUCUUUGAGGGGUGUUCUCCUUUCCCCAUGCUGCCCUCUGUUGCCUCUGCUGCUGCUGCCGACCUGCUUGGUGGAGCUGGAGGGGGCGGUGGGGUGGCGGUGGAGGCGGCGGAGGGAGUGGGGGUGACGGUGGGAGUGGUGGCGGGAGUGGUGGAGGUGGUGGCGGCAGCGGCGGCGGAGGCGGUGGCGGCGGAGGCGGUGGAGGCAGAGGCGUGUGGUGGCGGCGGUGGAGGAGGUGGUGGCGGGGGAGCCGGUGUAGCGAUCUCUGAGCUAGACUUUGAUGCUAUCCUUGCUGCCAUGUAUGCUGUGUCUAUUAGUGAUGAGGGUGACUCUUACCGGUGUUUUCCGCCCGACCCGGGCAUUGGUACGACUGCGCUAGGUGCCUGUGACACUGCUGCGCUCUCAGGUGCUGGUGAGGCUGCACUUUCAGGUACUAGUGAGGCUGCGCUCUCAGGUACUAGUGAGGCUGCGCUCUCAGGUACCGCGUCGGCUUCGGCCUCCCUCACCUUUACACUUGACUCUGGGGCUUCUCGCUCCUUCUUUAGGGACCGCACCACACUCACGCCGCUUGGCCGGCCGGUUGCGUUCUCCCUGGAUGACCCCCUGGGGUCCUGUCCUCUCUCACUUCUCCCACUGUUCUACCGUGUCCACUGCCCCCUCCCUCGGCGCCCUGUCAGGCCUGUAGCUGCGUCGGGUCAGGUGUUUGCUGCUGCGUCCAGGUCUGGUCCUGAGUCUGCUGCCCCUGCUCGUGUCGCCUCCUGUCUCACGAGACCCUCCUGUGGCACCACCGUCUUGGCCACCCCUCCUUGCCCCGACCUUCCUGUGUCUCUUGUGUCGAGGGCGCCUCCGGCUGCCCCCCACUCCUCCCAGUAUCCUCCUCCGACAGAGGCUCCUCUGCAGACACUUCACAUGGACGUGUUGGGGCCCGGCCUGCGUCCGUGGACAGGGUCACGAGCGCUACUUUCUGCUGGUGGUUGA